UCUGUAACGCUGCCACGGAUUACAGUGCGCAGUGUGUGGACAGACUGCUCCCUGGUUCCACCUGCUCGGCUUAUCGUUGUGCGUAUUUCGCGGUGAACGUGUCUCCUAUAAACGAACAAACACAAUAUAAAACGAAAACAGAAAUGAUGUAGGAAUGACAACAACCUGCGCCCCCGUGUCCGGCUAUCCGUCCCUGAGAAGACCCCAAGGAUGCUGCUCUCAGGCGCGCGGAACGAACGCCUCGCUGCUGCUGUUCGCCGCGGUCCUGCUCUGUGGUCUCCCUAUCAGCGCCAGGCUCCCGGUUGCCAAAACAUGCCCUCUCCAUAUAGACUGUGCCAAAGAGCGACGCCAUCUCUGCAAGCCUGGCUCUUCUCACUGUGGUCCUUGCCUCUCCCCAUUUGAGGAGAAUGAAAAAAGACACUGCGUGUUGAAAAAUAGUGAUCAUCAGCAAGGUGAAGUGUCGAGCUACCCUGACCCAGAAAAAGAAAUUGAUUACAUUCACGCUGUCAUUGAAAAACAGCAAGUGUCAAACACCAAACCAGCAAACAAUCAAUCCACACCUUCCGAAAACAAACUAAACCAGGGUCAUCCCUCAUCUGAAGCCCUGCCAGUCACCACUUCAGCGCUGCAACCUGCAGUGUCAGUCCUCGGGAACACACAGCCCGGAGCCACUGGGGCUGCCGGUCGAGCUGGUCCUGUAGUGGCCCCGUCACCCAUGAAUGACAAAAUUAUUGUCAUUUUAGUCUCACUGUGUGUUGUGAUGGGCAUUGUGGCACUGAUCCUGGCGACUCUCUGUUUUGUCAAGUUGCACAAAGAAUCACGACUGGCUCAAAAGGUUGACUACCCAGCUUUAGGAAAGGCAAACGGGCCUCAUGCUGCAGCCACUGGUACCUCGAUGGGAGAUAAAACUCUGGCCCAAAGUGCUCAAAUGUAUCACUAUCAACACCAGAAACAGCAGAUGUUAGCAAUGGGAAAUCACAGACUUGAACAGAAAGGUCUUGAAUCCGAGGUCACGUCAGAUGAGGAAGAAGUGGGAGGAGACUUCACAGUAUACGAGUGCCCUGGACUUGCACCGACUGGAGAGAUGGAAGUAAAAAACCCUUUGUUUGAUGACUCGACUGUGCAUUAUCAAAGCAAUCACAAGUGAAUCCUGAAGCGUUGCCACACACAUACAUCAGUAUAAUGCAUUCCCCAGCUCCCCCUGCCCUUAACCAGAUUAAUUAAAUGCCUACCCCCAACUCUAACCUGACCUAAACCUUAUUCUAAUCUUAACUCUGAGACCAAAACUUAAUUUCCUCACUAAAAUGGUUUUGAACUAAAAUUUGCCCUCACAAACAAAGAAAUAUACACAUACACACAGACAUCCAAGCCAUUUCUAUGAAUGAAACCACUUUAUCUCACACUGCAUGCAUGGAAGUUAGGGAUCUUGGGUGAUGAGGUCUUCUUGUAGUCUUUUUACUACAUUUGCCACAGUACAGCUUUUAAUUAAUCAA
Molecule: messenger RNA, 1493 nt
Organism: Monopterus albus (swamp eel)
Lineage: Eukaryota; Metazoa; Chordata; Actinopteri; Synbranchiformes; Synbranchidae
Gene: npdc1a
Product: neural proliferation, differentiation and control, 1a
Exons: 9
Coding region: 155-1147 (330 amino acids)
Cellular component (GO): membrane
Source: RefSeq, a predicted model, not a curated record